UCCGGUUUAUGAGUAUGAUAUAUAUCCUCCGCGUCAUGCUUGUGGUUCCUCCCAACCUUCGCGGUUUCAAUUCUAAUUCUAAUCUCAGCGCUCCAAUUCAGAAACGAAAUCGAGCUCUUCUGUUCAAACAGAAGAGUUGGAACAUUGGGAAGUCACUGUGUAGUCGGAAAUGCAAUCGUGUUCCUUCGAGGGGUUGUGUCCUACAAUGUGCGUUGUUUUUACCUGUCACAGGUAUCGUCACCCCAACUUAAACACUCGUAGUGUAUAUUCUGAAUAUCCUCAAUUUCCCCAUCUAACGGAACCUUUUCAUUGGACGUAGCUUGCAAUUAGUUCCAAGAAAUAUAACUUACAGUAAAUA
Messenger RNA from Somion occarium, 358 nucleotides. NCBI's taxonomy places the organism in Eukaryota, Fungi, Basidiomycota, Agaricomycetes, Polyporales, Cerrenaceae. The record is from the annotation of a GenBank genome assembly.